AAGACUGUGCGGGCAAAAAACCCUUUGCCCUAAUAUUACUACAACAUACAGAGAAGUACUGUCAGAUUUGACAUUUUUGUUAACCGUUGUCAAAUUUCACACGAUAUCUGCCUAGCAUUUUUGAUAAUGCCGAGCAAUCGAGCUAGUUAAUUAACGCAUUAUAUUUAGAAACUAUUUGAAAAAUGACCGAGGAUCAAGAUGUUAAAGAUUCACAAUCUGAUUCAGGGAGCAAAACGUUUAUUAACAAGAACAAAGACAAGAAAGCGAAGAGUCAACGUCCACUAACCAAAAUCAUACUUCGUCGUUUGCCACCUACCAUGACUGAGGAAGCAUUUUUAGAACAAAUUUCACCCAUGCCUGAACAUGACCAUUUCUACUUUGCUAAACCUGACUUGUCUCUUGGAAAUAAUGUUUAUUCAAGAGCUUAUAUAAAUUUUCUCAAUAUUGAGGAUAUUUACAUCUUCCGCGACAAGUUCGAUGGAUAUAUUUUUUUGGAUGAAAAAGGUAUUGAAUACAUAGGAAUAGUUGAGUAUGCACCAUUCCAAAGAAUUCCCAAAAAGAAGAAAAAGAAAGAUCCUAAAUGUGGUACAAUUGAAAGUGAUCCAAUUUACCAGGAGUUCAUUGAGAGUCUUAACAAAGAUCCCGAAACAGAAAGUCAACCUAAACUGGAAUAUUCAUAUCCUGUUAAUGAUGGAAAUGAUAAAAAAGUACAAUCAACUCCCUUAUUAGAAUAUCUUGCAGCCCGUAAACAAGAUAAGAGAGGUAGAGAUGAGAGGCGUAGGAGAGAAAAUGACAAGAGAAAAAUGAGGAUUGAACGCAAAACAAAGGAAAUUCCCAUCAAGGAGGAAGAAACUGCAGACACCGAUGUAAAGAAAAUCAAAUCGAGGGAAUGGGAAAAAGAGAAAUCCGAGUCAAAAGAUGAUUCUGUUAAGACUGAUGGAAAAGAUAGUACCAUUUUUGAAUCAAAAACAUUUAGGGAGCAUAGAAAAUCAGGUUCUGUAGCAAGUGCAGAUAAGAAGAAAAGAAUGGAUAUUGACAAGAAAGAAAUAUUAGGAAAAGAAGAGGAUCAAGCUGAUGAUUCUGAUAAAGGUUAUAAGAAAGAUAAACGAGAUAAAUUUACUAAAGAUUCACCCCGUGAGCUUAAAAGCAAAAAAUAUAGUGAUACCAGGAAAGAUAGAAUGAAACAAGUAGAAUCUUCGAAAUCUGAUAAACAGUCAGCUAUAAAUAAAAUCAUGUAUUCAGAGAAUAAAUCAAAAACACUCAACCAUGAUGAUAUCAAACCAUUUACACAACUGCCUCAGGUUAAAACUGAUGAUCUAACCAAAAUUAUAGAUGGAAUGGAGAAAAAGCUCAAAGUGGACGAUUCCAAAACACAAAAAGAUACGAAAGACUCUAAUGAUAAUGUCACAGACAAAGUAUUCGAUGUUUCAAAAGCUAGGCGGAACAGCUUGGAAUCGGGUGGUAUUGCAGACAAAGAAGAGUCAGUGUUACGAAGACAAAAGAGCUUAGAUGACAGAAGUAAGUCUUCAGAUAGAGAAGGUUCAGAAGAGAAGGAAAAAAGCGAAAGUAUAGAUCGUCGCACAGAAAGAAGAAUUAGAAAUAAGGUAAAUUAUAUUGAAACUAAGAUGAAUGAAGUGUGAAAGACUUAUUGUUAUAACAAAUUGACUAUUUUUUUAGGAUCGACCAAGCCUUGUUAUAUAUCAGCCAGGUAUGGGUAAGUUUAGUAAACAACGGUUGGCGAAAGAUAAGGAUAAAUCAGUGAAUGAAAGUGAAAAGAAAGACACCUGAGGCUACAGUUACAUUUCACGAAAAUUGGACACCAUUCGACGGAACCACCCUGAAGCUGGCAUUCAAUGCAUGUCCUUGGAGAUGCGGUAGAAAAGGCCAUAAGACAUGCCAACUGAGGGAACCACUGUUCUUGUUUAUUCAAAGCUGUUAUUUUAUUGAUUCAUUUAAUUUACAUACUGUAUUGAGUCUGAGAUUUAUUAUUAUUAUUAUUAUUUGUGACAAAAAUCAGCGUAGCAUCUAAUGCUUCAUAUUUUUAGCUUAUGACCAUUUAGUUCAGUUUGUUUUAUUUCAUUUAAAUAUAAUAAUUUUUUGAAACUGGGA
This is a messenger RNA of Diatraea saccharalis (sugarcane borer), 2109 nucleotides long. Lineage: Eukaryota; Metazoa; Arthropoda; Insecta; Lepidoptera; Crambidae. The record is from the annotation of a GenBank genome assembly.